UUUCAGCGAGCGGGCUCGCGCGGGUGCCGAUUGUCCGUUGGUGAGGCGCCAUUGCACGUUCCCGUCGGACGGCGUGUGGGGGGAGGGGAGAGAGUUCGUUAGAGAGAGGAAACAAAACAAAACCAAACCGAGCGAGCGAUCGAUCGGUCACGAUUACCGCUCUCGGUAUUGACCGAGGUUGUUAUUUUGUGAAAGAGUCGGCAGCCGGCCCCACGGCACUCCCCCCAACCUCGAGGAGCAGGGAGGGGGUGACAGACGGGAAUUACUGACCGGCACCGGGAGCGGGAGAUGUCGGAGGACGGGCGGCACUACAGCGCCCCCCAGCAAUCAGGAAUCGUGCAUAAUGGAUUCCGGGGGGAUGGAAGAAAGCCAGGAAGACGGAAAUGGAGACUGAGAAAAAGAGGCACGUAUAGAGAACAUGACGACAGAGUUGGGGGUGGUUUUCCAUUUCGGAAAAAGAAAGGACGCGGUCCAUUCCGGGGUAAGAUGUACAGCGAGGGAAGUCACAAACCUAGGAAUCGAGGCAGUGGAGGACCCAACCCACGGUCGCGGUUCGAGGAUGAUGAUGGCGAUGUGACUAUGAAUGAUCAUGAGUUGCCACGGUCACGAUUUACACCGUAUGGUGCAAGACCAUCUCGUCGCCCGGACAGCUGGCAUGAUCGUGAUGGAGGGCCCUCAAGCAUUCAAGUUACAGUGAAGCAAAAUUCAGAGAGAAAUGCAAGCGCCAAUGCACGCCGAUCCUGGUUUAAAGUCACUAUUCCUUUUGGAAAGAAAUAUGAUAAAUCCUGGCUUUUGUCAAACAUGCAUAAUAUGUGCAGUGUUCCCUUUACUCCUGUUCAGUUUCACUAUGAUGGCAAUAAAGCAGUAUUCUAUGUUGAAGAUUCUACAGCUGCAAAUGCUUUAAAGCAGAUAUCGAGAAGAAUUGUUGAUAAGGAUUUGUACAGGGUGGCCAUCAUCAUUAGUUCUUCGGUGCCGCCAUCUUCCGUUUCAAAUGAGCUCAAAUCAGAGGAGAUUGAACACAUAAAGCAGUGUAUGAGUAAACGUUACGAUGGAUCACAGCAAGCCCUAGAUCUAAACAGCAUACGUAGUGACCCAGAUCUCGUCUCUCAGAAUAUUGAAGUGGUGUUAAACAGAAGGAGUUCCAUGAGCGCAGUCAUCAAAAUCAUCGAGGAGAACAUUCCAGAGUUGCUUUCACUCAACCUGGGCAAUAACAGGCUCUACCGACUGGAUGACCUGGCAGACCUGAUCACCAAAGCGCCCAGUUUGAAAAUUUUAAAUCUUUCCAGAAACGAGCUCAAAUCCGAAAGAGAUCUGGACAAAAUAAAAGGCUUCAAGCUGGAAGAGCUGUGGUUGGAUGGGAACCCUCUGUGUGACAGCUUCCGGGAUCAGGCUACAUAUGUCAGUGCUGUCAGGGAAAAAUUUCCAAAGUUACUCAGACUGGACGGUCAUGAACUCCCACCUCCCAUUUCCUUUGACGUUGAGACUCCAACUACACUUCCUUCGUGCAAGGCUAGUUACUUUGGUACAGAUGAAAUCAAAGUGCUUGUAUCACGAUUCAUACAGCAGUACUAUUCGGUUUAUGAUUCAACAGACAGGCAAGGGCUGCUGGAUGCCUACCACGAUACAGCUUGCUGCUCGCUCAGUAUUCCCUUUUCAUCACAGAACCCUGCCAGGAGCAGUCUGGGAGAGUAUUUCAAGGAGAGCAGAAACGUGAGGAGACUGAAGGACCCAACACUUCGGGCAAAGCUGCUGAAACACACCAGACUGAAUGUUGUCGCCUUUCUCAACGAACUCCCAAAGACACAGCAUGACAUAGCCUCCUUUGUGGUGGAUGUGAGCACUCAAACAAAUACAUUACUAUGUUUUACUGUACAUGGAGUUUUCAAAGAAGUGGAUAGUAAAUCCAGGGAGUCUGUGAGGGCGUUCUCGAGAGUGUUCAUUGCUGUACCUGCUGGGAAUGCAGGGCUCUGCAUUGUGAAUGACCAGCUGUUCAUCAGGAAUGCCACCACUGAGGAGAUCCGCAAGGCCUUUGUGACGCCAGCACCCACACCGUCAAGCAGUCCGGUGCCCACCCUCACAGCACCCCAGCAGGAAAUGCUGCAGGCCUUCUCCCAGCAGUCGGGCAUGAACAUAGAGUGGUCGCAAAAAUGUCUGCAAGACAACGAGUGGGACUUCAAUCAAGCUGCCCAAAUCUUCACACAGCUUAAGGCUGAAGGAAAAAUUCCUGAAAUCGCGUUUGUGAAGCAGUUAUGAAGAAAGCAUGAGUUACACUACCCCUUCAGACCUGAGGCUUUUAAAGCCGUCAGAACCAGGUCUCUGGAUGAUUUUUUUUUUAAAAGAAGAGCUAAAUGUUGGUAUAAAUGAUAUAUGUUAAGUAUAAUGUGAAUUUUUCUUGUCAAUAAGACUCAUGAUUUUUAAAAAACUAAUGCACUGCAGUUAGUGUUUCUAAGUCAGAUUGUGUAAGUAUUUUCCCGAGUCCUUGUAGCUUUGACUUACAUGUAUUGUCUGUGCCAGUGUUUUUCCAACAGAUUUUGGGGGGGGGGGGUAGAAAUGGGGAUAGUUUUGUUGAGCUUCACAACAAAUUUGGAGGUAGAAGUCUUCCUUACCUCCUGGGUGAUAAUCGGGCUUUCUAAGGGUUGGGGGUUGUACAAGACUCUGGGCUUGUCGGCUCCAGUAGUAUGAGGUGAGUGGAGGUGAUCAGGUGAACCUGUUGCCUGUUCUCAACUUGCCAUCACACUACAGCGACCUUUCACCCCACUCCCAAGGCUCCUUUUGUCAUUUUUUUUUAAAAGAGGGUAGGCGUUGUUAAACCAGAUCACUUGGAGUGCUAUGGAAUCUCCGGUGAGUUUACACAUUAGUGUGGGAGGCGGGUGGCACUUCACCACCACCACCACCACCUUAGACUGCCUGGACUCCCCUAAAUUCGUUCGGCAGUCGCCUUUGAGACAUCCAGCGACUCAAAGCAGCAAACCGACCACUUGGUUCCCUACAAAGCAAAUGUUGUGUUUGCUUAACUUUUCUGAGCUUUAAAUCCUGGCUGCUUAUCUUCAGUUGUUCCACUCUGGCAAACUGGGCUCUUAUCCCAGAAUCCAGGGACCGCCCCCCCAUCCGAACAGGAGCUCAUCACCCCCAUUGAUCAGAUUAUCACAGCUUUCAACUCCGUUUCCCGUGCCCAUUUUGGACGUCUUUUUUAAAAAAAAAUUCUCCCUUUAUUCACAUCGUGAAAGCUUUUAAAUGCAGUCUUGUCUUGACUAGUAGCCAUCCCCAUUCUAGUUCCAGCCUGGAGCUGGCUCAUGUCUUCAGCGUUUAGCAUUCAGCCACAAUCCAGGGGGAAGGGGCUGGCAUUGUGACCCCAGGCUGAAGAAGUCACCCCACCAGUAAAAGGGAAUGUCAAAAUGGUGAAAUCUGGGUGCAUGCUUUUUUUUAAAAAAAACAGGUCUGUGUUUUGCAUCUCUACCAUUAGGCCCCAACCACUUGGACCACCUCCCUUGCAUUUCAAGCAGCCCCUCCCCGUUUCAUUGAUGUGAAGCCACUCUGAGGUGAUAACCUAGCUGUGCACCUUUACGUAAUGCUGUCUCUCCUUCAUGCACUUUCAUGUCCAAGUUGCUCCCCAGUUAGUGAAACAGGUUUUCAGGCCUAAUAUUAGGCCAGGUUGAUAGUUGAGAGGUUUAGUAUCCAUCUGUUUGUGUGGGUCUGUACAUCCAGCUUCUCAACUUGGCUCAGGUACCACAACUCGGCUCAGGUACCACAACUCUCUGUAGAGCCCCUUGAUCGCCUGUCUCGUGUUGAAUUCCUGCUCUUCCGAGAGCAGAGCCUGGGCGCUUCCUGCUCUGAAAAGGAGAGAAAGAGUUGGUAGCUUGCAGAUAAUCUCGGAGUUAGGGGCAAGUUAUACAGGGGCAGGAGUAUUUUCAGGUGGGCGGAGGGGUAGCUGUUCAG
This is a messenger RNA of Hemiscyllium ocellatum (epaulette shark), 3936 nucleotides long. Its product is annotated as nuclear RNA export factor 1-like. Gene Ontology annotation, cellular component: nucleus; cytoplasm. The record is from RefSeq and is a predicted model, not a curated record. NCBI's taxonomy places the organism in Eukaryota, Metazoa, Chordata, Chondrichthyes, Orectolobiformes, Hemiscylliidae. The transcript has 22 exons. Gene Ontology annotation, biological process: poly(A)+ mRNA export from nucleus. Bases 289 to 2253 code for a protein of 654 amino acids. Gene Ontology annotation, molecular function: protein binding; RNA binding.